AUGGCUACUACCACAGCCCCGGCGUUUCAGCGAAAACGCCGACGCCCAGCACUUGCCUGUGAGCAAUGUCGCCGUCGCAAAAUCCGCUGCGAUAGAAACCACCCGUGUGCUAGCUGCAUACGGUCUGAUCCUCGAUCCUGCCAUUAUGUUGACGCUGAUCGGAAAACUAAUGUCGCACACGAUCAAGUCAUCGAUUUGGCCCCCACGGCAUUUUCGAGUAGCAAUCCACCAUGGGACUUACCAAACCGCCCUGAAGAUGUACAGUUCCCCGGGCUUCUCAAUGUAGAUACACUCCAAUCCACUAGUUCAUCCCUGGCGAACCCAACAGCUGUGCAACAUUCGAAGGUUUCUCACGUACCUGAAGAUUUGCAGGAAGGAUCGCUUGUUCAAUCAUUAACAGAUCGAGUACGCCAGCUAGAAAAGAAGCUUGAAGAAACCCUCAAUUUGCAACCACCAAAUAGCUAUCCAGGUCAGGCACCCAUAAGAGUGCGCGAGCAAGGUUCAAUCAAUGGAAGGUUCCUGAAGACGAGGUUCUUCGGGAACAGCCAUCGAUCUAUAUGUGAACAUAGGGUUCAUGACAUGAUCCAUAUGUUCUAUCGAAAGGCUUCUGAGACCCCCGAGAUAAAAAUUCUCUACGAGAGAUGCAAACAGCUCGCAAGAACGGCCAAAUCACAGGAGAUAAUUCACCAGAAAAUCUGUCCUGACCUGAGGGAUUACAUGCCAUCGAAAGAAACAUCUGACAGGCUUAUCCAAGCUUACCUCCGUACCUUCGAAUCCGUCUACCGUAUCGUACAUGUGCCAUCCUUCCUACGUGAAUACGAUCAGUACUGGAGAAGUCCUCCGGCAGCCAGCCCGGCGUUCAUUAUCAUGACUUUACUAAUGCUAGCGAUUGGGAACUCUUUUUGUCAGUCUGGAGACCCAAAUAAAGACUAUGUUCCGCGCUCUACAUCAUCCCAGUGGAUAUAUACGGCACAAACGUGGCUCAGCUCCCCGUUUGAGAAAUCGCGUCUCAAUAUCACUAGCCUCCAAACACACUGCCUCCUACUGUUGGCCCGCCAGACAAGUGACAUUAGCAGUGACCUUGUCUGGGUCUCAGCUGGCACUCUACUUCGAACAGCUAUGCAUAUGGGUUUCCAUAUUGACCCACGUCAUAUUAAGGGGGUUUCUUUCUUCGAUGCGCAGCUUAGACGGAGGAUAUGGAAUACAAUUCUUGAGAUUGCGGUCCAGUCUAGUAUGGAUGCUGGAGGCAUUCCUCUAAUUCACUGUGAUGACUACGACUGUGAGCCUCCCCUAAACCUUGACGAUGCACAGAUGGAAGAUCCCAUUCCUAAGGCAAAACCUUCCGAGGACUUUACGGAUACAUCUCUGCAAAUAGCUUUACAACGAUCACUGCCUAUUCGACUACAAAUUGCACAGUUUUUGAACGACUUCCGCCGAGGCGCCUCGUACGACGAAGCUUUACAGUUCAACAAAAGCCUUACCAAUAUAUACCGCGAAAGCUCAGCCCUAUUUGAUGCGUUCAAAAAUAGUGGAAAAUCUCCUACUCUUUUCCAGUCAAACCUCUACGACUUGAUGACUCAGCGCUUUCUGCUUGCUCUUCAUGACCCCUUUGCCAUAAAGGCAAAAUCUGACCCGACGUUGUAUUACUCACAUAAAGUAGCCCUUGAAAUAUCUAUGCGUAUCUUAGCGCCAUUUAGCAGAUCCGUACCUGAAGACCUUGACUAUACCGCAUUGCUGCUCACAGGCUCACCGUCCUUUCGGGACGUUCCUAUCCAAGCAGCUGCUGUGGUUGCAGAUGACAUGAUUGUCCGAAUUAAGGAGAAGCCGAUUAAUACUUCAGUAUCGGUUCCCUAUUCGUCAUAUCCUUUAUCACACGAAGAAUCCAAGCAUAUUAUCGAAGAAUUUACCUCCUGCAUGUUGGCCCGAAUUGAAGCUGGUGAAACGAACAUUAAAGGUUACCUGGUGUCUGCUUGCUUUCUGGCCCAGAUUGAGGCUAUGGAGUAUAGCCGACCAAUCGACGAAGCGUUGAGUAGAACUAUGUUGUCAGUUCUUGAAAUGUGUUCGAAGAUCUUGGAAGACAGGGUUGAGAGAUUGAGUCUUUCACAGCCAGGAAUAGGGUUGAAUACAGCAACUACUGAGGAAUCAACCAUGACUAUAUUUGAUAACCAGUUAGCCUGGUCUCUCAGUGAUGAUUUUGAUAUGGAAAUGGAUAUAGGCUCAUGGUUUCCUUCCCCUGGAUUCAGCUGA
Aspergillus bombycis is the source of this 2247-nucleotide messenger RNA. RefSeq lists its product as uncharacterized. The record is from RefSeq and is a predicted model, not a curated record. Gene Ontology annotation, molecular function: zinc ion binding; DNA-binding transcription activator activity, RNA polymerase II-specific; RNA polymerase II cis-regulatory region sequence-specific DNA binding. Lineage: Eukaryota; Fungi; Ascomycota; Eurotiomycetes; Eurotiales; Aspergillaceae. Bases 1 to 2247 code for a protein of 748 amino acids. Gene Ontology annotation, cellular component: nucleus. The transcript has 4 exons. Gene Ontology annotation, biological process: regulation of transcription by RNA polymerase II; DNA-templated transcription.